AACUCCUGUGUCGCCACUCCAUGUUCAUGUGGCCAGCCCAGAGUCGAUCAAAAAUAAUUUUCCCAAUUUUGAACGCGUCCAUCUGCUCAUCUUGGUCUAUACCAUCCUCUUGUCUGCACCGUCUUAUCAUACCUGUCAUCUACGAAGCAUUUGUUGAUCCGGUUUUCGUGUCUUGCUAGACUGUGUCACUUGUUGUCAUUUCCGAAGCUUGCUCAUGUCAUCAGCAGAUGCUGAGCGGCGGCGCCGCGAAAGUCUGGAGGCUAUGAGAGCCAAGGCUCGAGGCGGAUCGAAGCCUUCAAUUUCACCUACCAAUGGAAGUAUUUCUGCUUCGACGAAACCGUAUAAUGCAGUACCUCAAUCCCCUGACGUCCUUGUCCCACCAUCAUCUUCACCUGUCCCAGCCAUCACACCGAAACACUCUGUGUCCAAAUUCUUUGCUGCAAAUGGGACCAAUGGGUUCUCGAGCUCGGGCGCACAGUCGAAUGGAUCGGUCAUCCCGUCAUCGAAGCUCUCUUCGAACGUCAAUGGGAAUGCCCAGCCUCGACCAACAGCCGGGACACCCCAAGCCGUCAUGGCUUCCAUGCUGAAUCGUAAAACGUCGGAGAAUCAGCCUCGGGAAGCGAAUCAACAAUCCUUAUCGUACGAAGGCACGUCGAACGGACAAUCUUUGACUGCCGAUUCAUCCCCAUCAUCCCCUCAACCUUUAUCGAGACUCAAACCCAAAUACGAUGAAUCUCCAACUCAAGCCUCUACAAGCAUUAGCCGUCCCAGCAUCUCCAAGGCUCCUUCACUCGUCAAUGCUGCGAAAGCAGUCCAACAGAUGACCAUGGCCAGAAUAACCCCAGAGGAAGAGAAGGAGGUGGACAGAAUUGUCACGAAAUUUGGAGGUCAAUUCCCAAUCCUGAGGAGAGACUUGAUCCGAAGUGCUGUUCUUCGGCAUCCAAGAGAUCUGGACGCCGCGCUGAAUGAGAUUCACACCAUCGCGCAGAGACAUGCUACGUCUACACCAACGACACAUGUCAUGUCUCGUCCUACACCAUUAUCUUCUUCACCCGUCUCCUUCGCUUCAUCUUCCAAAACGACCAAUUUCAGACCUCCAACCUACUUACAUACCCCCAAUAGUAUCCCAUCGUCCAAGAUCGCUACCUCGUCGCCUCUAGCCGCCACGCCCAAGCCAGCUCCAAAACCGAGGAAGGGAGAGAAAUCGCGAAUUUACGCCAAUCGAGCUGGGAAAGGAAAACGGAAAGAUCCAGACGAGAGUGAGAGUGAGGCAGAGGCCGUGGAAGGAGAGGCUCAAAGCGAAGAAGAGAGUGAUGAAGGGAGCUGGUCAGGUGAUGAGGGUAGACAGAGAAAGCGAUUCAAGGGAGCGGAAGACGAGCUGGAUGCAGAAGGAGAAGCGCUCAAAGCCUUCAACGAGGUGGACGAAGCCAUGUUGACGGGAACGAUUGCCUGCAGUGCUGAACAAGCAGCCAAAAUUAUCUCGCUGAGACCUUAUGAAAACGUCGAUGCUGUCUACACAAAGCUCAACAAGGCGCGUGGUGUGUCCUUCAAGCUCUUUGAACAAUAUACAGAGAUCAUGGAGGGUUAUGUUCAAAUCGAUUCUUGUCUGAAUCGAUGCGAGAGCAUCGCUGCGGAUGUCGCCAACACCUUAUCAGUGUGGCGCGGGGCAUCCAUGAUCAACGACAGUGUCGUUGGCACCCCAAGAUCAGACGGGAUGAACGAUGUCAAAGUGGACGUUGCAAAAGUCGACGAAUUGCUGAAGAUGGAGACGGACAUGAAGAGACGGAAGAUUCUCAGUCAAUACAUCCAGACACAACCGCCAGCUUUGAGCGAAGGCACGAUUUUGAAGGACUAUCAGUUGCUUGGCGUCAAUUGGCUGAACCUGUUGUAUUCUAAAAAGAUUGGUUGCAUCCUCGCCGACGAAAUGGGUCUCGGCAAGACCAUCCAGGUCAUUGCUUUCUUGGCGCAUCUCAAGGAACGUAAAAUCAAAGGUCCACACAUGAUUUUUGUACCUGCUUCAACGCUCGAGAAUUGGGUCCGAGAAUUCGAAAAAUUCUGCCCCGAUAUCGAUGUCCAAUCGUACUAUGGAACUCAGGCGGAGAGGGCGGAUCUUCGAGAUACUAUCAAGAGGCAAUUCCGUAAAGGCAAGCUGCAGGUCGUCCUGGCUUCGUAUACCCAAGUUGCAGCGGCGGACGAUCUCAGCUUUUUCAGGAAAAAGAUUCAAUUCGAAACUUGUAUCUACGAUGAGGGUCAUCGACUCAAGAGUUGUACUACCAAGGCCUACUCGGAUCUCAUGUCCAUCAAGCCGAGAUGGAGGUGUCUGUUGACCGGAACGCCAUUGCAAAACAAUCUACAAGAGCUAGUCUCUCUCCUCAUGUUCAUCCACAAAGAUGUCUUCACCGACGCGGAGCCAUACCUCCGAGCCAUCUUCAAAUCUCAAGGUCAUGCCAACUUGCUUUCCUCACAACGAGUCUCUCGAGCCAGAAAAAUGCUCACGCCAUUUGUCCUCCGUCGUCGGAAAGCCCAUGUACUGGACUUGCCACCCAAAAUUGAGACGGUGGAACACUGCCAAAUGACCCCUGUGCAAGCCAAAUUAUACCGACAAACCUUACAAAGGUCCAAGAAAGUCCUCCAGGAAAUGGACGAAACAACCCUCGAGGCAGAAGCCAACGCUGCGGAUGAUACGGAAGCUCCCAAAGCCAAGUCAAGAUCUAAAGCGGCGGAAAAGAAGUCGGGUUCCGCAGCGAGCUCGUCGAGUCAUAUUCUUAUGGAUCUUCGAAAAGCUGCUUCACACCCCUUGUUAUUCAGACGGCUCUAUUCCGAUGCCAAGGUCAGAUCCAUUGCGAAAGCGUGUUUGGGAACUCCAAAAUGGUGCGAUUCAAAUUUCGACUAUGUUGUCGAGGAUCUAGAGAUUAUGAGCGAUGCGGAGAUCCACCAUUUUUGCGAGGAAUCGGAAUAUGACUCGAUCAAGAAAUUCGCUUUGUCCCGUGAUGUUUUCCUGGAAGGCGGCAAAGUCAUCGCUCUGAAAAAGCAUAUUGAUCGCUGCAAGGCAGAGGGCAAGCGAAUGCUCCUGUUCUCUCAGUUCGUUAUGAUUCUCGAUAUACUUCAGGUAGCUUUACAGCAUAUGGACAUCAAAUAUACUCGGCUCGAUGGAUCUACUCGGACAGACGAGCGUCAACUCAUUGUCGACGAGUUCACAGAGGAUCCCGAUAUCACGGUGUUCCUCCUCUCGACCAAAGCUGGUGGAGUCGGAAUCAAUCUGACAGCCGCGUCUGUUGUCAUCAUAUAUGACCAGGAUUUCAACCCUCAUAAUGACCGUCAAGCUGCGGAUCGGGCCUAUCGUAUCGGUCAAGACAAGGACGUCGAAGUCAUCAAAUUGGUGUCGAAAGAUUCGAUUGAUGAAGACAUGCUGGCUAUUGGCGCUACAAAACUCAAACUUGACGAUGCUGUUGGAGGUGAAGAGGUCACUCUUGAUUCCGAGGCCGCGGGUCCAGGUCAGAAGGACGACAAGACGGCCAAAGAAGUCAAGAAGAGUCUGUUGACGACCUUGCGAAACAAAUUUGAGGCAAAAACCGAGACAGACGACAAGGGCAAUGAGGAGCUUGCGCCUGCGAAUGGGGACGAAGCGUCGCUGGGAGAGCAAAACGAUGUCGAGAUGGAAGAGGCGGAGACGCCUCGCAGGCGGAAGGCUCGUGGAGGUCCAGCGACACAGGUGUCGUAGGACGGUCCUAUAUCUGGAAACUCAUUGUCGAUCACAGUCUUAUCAUAUCGUGUCGAUGCGCGAUGUCGCACUAAUUCGUGCCUGCU
Molecule: messenger RNA, 3807 nt
Organism: Kockovaella imperatae
Lineage: Eukaryota; Fungi; Basidiomycota; Tremellomycetes; Tremellales; Cuniculitremaceae
Product: SNF2 family N-terminal domain-domain-containing protein
Exons: 12
Coding region: 215-3721 (1168 amino acids)
Cellular component (GO): nucleus
Molecular function (GO): ATP binding; ATP-dependent chromatin remodeler activity; DNA binding
Source: RefSeq, a predicted model, not a curated record